Portunus trituberculatus (swimming crab) is the source of this 5740-nucleotide messenger RNA. RefSeq lists its product as uncharacterized. Lineage: Eukaryota; Metazoa; Arthropoda; Malacostraca; Decapoda; Portunidae. The coding region runs from base 640 to 4071 and encodes 1143 amino acids. The transcript is spliced from 21 exons. The record is from RefSeq and is a predicted model, not a curated record.
GCAGCCGCAGGGAGAGGAGGGGAGCGUGUGGUGGACACUUUGAAACAGACGCAUUUGUCGACACACGCACAUAGACAGGCACUCACACAUACAAACGCACACACAUUAAUCCACUCAUGUCUACAUCCUGACCUUAAGUGGAUAUUAUUAACGUCCAUACUAUUAUUCCACUUUCAAUUGUGUCGCGGAAUAGUUAACACGUCCACACAUCCACACACACACAUCACUGCUAUCUUUGGACCCUUAGUGGACUUACCAAACCAUUUAUUCCACAUCUCCAUCUACUAAACACUAGGUGGACCACUUAUAACACACACACACACACACACACACACACACACACACACACACACACACACACACACACAAACACAAACACACCACAAGACUCACACAUGUGGCAACACUGAAUACCCCUCUCCACAAGAACGUAAGAGGAGUGGAUAACUAAAACAAUCCAGACAAACAGUAUUGGAUUGAGGAGAGAAAGACCUCCGUACCCACAAUACAGUAAAGAAAACGAAGACAGGGAAAGACCAACACAGAUACAGCGUUUGCGAGCAGUGAGGGAGCAGCGGGUGGGUGGAGGUGGCGAACUGUGUGGAUAAGAUGAGUUUCUCCCUCCACCAGAACUGAAAGAUGCCCAUUAGACUGAGAUCCUCCAGAAUGUUCAACGCUGUGGCUAUCGUGUCGGCGCUCCACCUCCUGUCUGAGGGGGGGGUGCCAGUGGCGGAGGGGACCGGGCAGCCGUAUGGCAUCAACCGGCAGGUGGUGGCGGGGGCGGCGCGGGUGGGGCAGUCCAUGGGUGACCUACGACCCCCUCCAGCCUUUGACCCCCACCCAGCCCCCGCCCUGAGCCAAGUAGCGGCGACGAGCGGCCCCCCUCCGGACACCACCACCCAUCUCAGCCUGGACAUCAGUGUGAGCGGUGCCACCCCCACGGACAGCGCCCUCAGCGACGACCAGGUGGCGGCCUCCCUCCCGUCCUGUGACAACGGUAGGGGUGUGGUGCGCUACGAGAGACUUCCUGACACUGUAGUGGAUGGCAACCCGAUACAGGAGGAUGUGGUGCACAGGUACAAAACUAACAGCCAGGUGCGCCUCAAGACCCCUUCGUCAGCCUCCGUCCUUGCCCAGUGCGUUGGGAGGUGCCUGCAGGAUGAGACCGCCCUUGGCUUCAUCAGUCGUUGCACCAUGUUCGAUUACUACCCUGGCAGGAGGAUCAAUACCUACAGUACCGCUGACAACCGCUUCACGGAGACCAAGUGCCGCCUGUCCCGCCCGCCCAACCAGUACGCUAAGAUCAACUACAGAGACGACGCGGUCAGCAUUCACUUCAGGGAGGUGUGCUACGCUGCCUCGGUGGUGAAGGCGGAGUGUCCCUCUCGCCUCUACGUGAUGGAGCGUCUCAGAAACAAUAAAUUUGAAGCUUCGGAUCUGCUCGAGGUGCCAGCGCGAACCAUUGAGGAGUGCGAGGAUAAGUGUCUUAGCCAAUACUCAGAUGACGCCGUUAACACAAACAGAACCUGCAGGAGCGGCUACUUUGACAAGAAAAGGAACAGAUGCUACCACUCUGGCUUCACUCGCCGGACCCACCCGAAGCAACUGAAGGCUGACGACGACCAUGACUACUUCGAGAACACCUGCCUGACGAAGGACCGCCGCUGCCCGAGAAACAAGCUCUUCUUCAUGAAAUCAGCGGACACGGAACUCUUCGGCGCCUACGAUAAGGAAUACCAUCAGGACCUCAGCCUUUACGAGUGCGCCGAUAAGUGUCUGGAUAGCGUCAACAUCUUCUGCAGGAGCUUCGUUUAUGACACCUUCGGCAGGAAAUGUAUGCUGAGUGGAGAGGAUCGUAUCAGCAAACCCAAACUCGUCAGGAACUCCACCUCCUCGCAGAAGUCUGAAUAUUAUGAGCUCUUUUGCAUGGAUGGAGAUAAGGUUCGUGGCAACUAUGUCUUUGAUGAUUCGGAUACACAACAGCUUAAUAAUCGAAGACACAGAGAUGUCCCAACCGCAUUCCAGAUGAUCCGAAACACGCGACUCGAUCUCGGCUCCGGAUUCCGAAGGUUUAAGGACAUUCCAGGCAGGCUGACGCUACCUGAGUGCCUGGACGCGUGCCUGGAGGAGACUGCGUUCGUGUGUCGCUCCGUCAUGCAUUCUGAUAAGUUCGACGCGUGUAGGUUGUCUAAGUAUGACAAACUGAAUGGCCAAACUGUUUAUGAUCCAGACUUCACCUACUACGAGAACCUGAUGGGAAACCGUAUCACCGGCACCAACCAAGGCGUCAGCGGAGGCAGGAACCCCCUCUCCCCCUUCCCUGGAGGAGGCGUGGAGGCGGGCGGGUUCACGGGCGGCCUUGGAGGAGGAGGUCUAGGAGUGGGAGGAAGUGGAGUAGGACUAGGAGGUGGCUUGGGUGGGUUUGCGGGCGGGAAUGGCUUGGGGCAUAGUGGCUUUGGGAUUAGUGGCUCAAGAUGUUCGGACUCAACUAAUUUCGAACCUGUUGGAACGAGAUUGAGGCUUCGAUCGCCGUAUAUUCGUGACUUCGAGACGGUGGACAGCCUUGGUGAGUGUAAGAGGAAGUGCCUGAACGUCAGAAUCUACACCUGUCGCAGCUUCAACUUCAGGUACGACACAGUAAGAGACAAUUGUGAGCUGUCUGAUGAGAGCACGCACACCAUUCUCCGCCUCAACAACCCAUCACACUUCGAGACAGAUGGCAGUGCUGACUACUAUGAAAGAGGAAUCGGUUCCGGGUCUGCCUGCCUGGACGUUUCCCAGCAAUGUUACGAGGAUGGCAUGGAAUUUUCCCUUCGAACUGACGAGCCGUUCAGAGGAAGAAUUUACACCUACGGAUACUACGACAGGUGUUACACGCGUGGGUCUGGCGGCUCUACCACAGUGCUCAAGAUAUCAGGUGCCAGAGGAGUGCCGGACUGCGGAACUAUAAGGUACGGAGACACCACCACCAACAUCGUCGUGGUUCAGUUCUCCGACAACGUGCAGACUGCCAUGGACAAACGCUACAACCUGACGUGCACAGUGGUGGGUCCCGACGAGGCUGUGGUCACCUCGGCAUACAUCGGUGCUGGAUCCGGAGCGCCUACACCCAUUGAAUACCUGCCUGCCGAGAACCAGCUACAGUCUCAGGUGAAGCUCCAGAUUAUGUACAACGGGCGACCCACGACGACCAUCGCUGUGGGAGACAGGCUUACCUUCCGCCUGGACAGUCUACGCGGCUACAAUCUUGUGUCUGACAUCUUUGCUACUGAUGUGGUGGCUAAGGAUCCUUUCUCCGGCCGCCAGGUGGAGCUCAUCGACAGCCGAGGGUGUCCUCUUGAUAACUACGUGUUCCCGGCGCUGGGCAAGGCGAGGGACGGGGACGGACUGGAGGCGGACUUCGAUGCCUUCAAGAUUCCUGAGUCCAAUUACUUGAUCUUCGAAGCGACUGUCAGGACCUGCAGGAGAGGAUGCCAGCCGGCCCUUUGCUCCCUCGGCAGUGGCAGGGCAGAGGAACAGUCAUACGGUAGGAAGAGGAGAGAUGCAGAGGACCCGAGUGGUGUGGAGGGCGGGGACGAUGACGAAGAGGAGGAGGGGCAGAUUCACGGUAUUUAUGAGGUUCUCCUUUCGCGGGAUGAGUUCGGAGAGGAGGCAGCGAUGACUUACCUGGACGAGGUGUGUGUGGCCCCAGCGGAGUACUACACACUGGUGGUCGCCCUGGCUGUCACUGUGAUCUGCCUCCUGUGCUCCCUGCUUGUCUCCUACUUCUGCUUCAGACGCGGCCGCAAUCUGGAUGAGAAGAACGCCACCGCUGAUGCAGGAAACCCUUAUCAGACAACCCCUAGCAAGUUCUCCUUUCCCGGGAGCCACGCGCGGACCCUCACACAACCCGCCAGGCAGGUUUACUUUCCUAGCGGUCCCACGGCCAGUGCACCGCAGGGAGAGGACGGGGCAGCCACCUCCUCCCGCUACCCAGACCCCUCGGAGCCCAUCUACACCGACCCUGCGCUCUUUGAAAGGUCACGUUCUGAGUCAUCUCCGCAGCGCCGCUUUGGAGAUGGGCAAGAAUGAUGACAAAGACGAGGAGGAGGAGGAGGAGGAGGAGGAGGGAAAAGAGGAGAAAAAAAAAACGAAUUACAGGAUAAAAUACAAGAAUUCUAUUGAUAUUUUACUUCCGGCUCGUUGUAACUAAAUAAUUUCAUGUUGGUUAGAAAAUAUAAAUCCGUUUGAAGUUCCUACGUUCGUGAAGAUCCGUGGGUCUCGCUGCCACUUGCUCUCCUUGCAGGGUGUGUGUUGGUGGCCACGGUGGGUGAACUAUUGAUUAUUGAACCACGAGGAAGAUCAAAAAGCAAUGGAAAAUCUGUAUCGUUAAAUUAUGAAGCAAAGAAAUAAAGUAAUGUAAAGUAAAGAGAAAAAAGUAAUGAAAUGAGUAGAGGAAAAUAAUGAAAUGAAGGAAAUGUUUUGCGUUCAUAUUUGCUUUUAGUAUUGAGAAAUUUGAUUAAAAAGUAUCGUUGUUAAGUUAUGGAAGAAAAAAAAAGUAUUGUGAAGUAACGAGAAAAAAAAUGAUGAAACAAAUCGUGGAAGAUAAUGAAAUAAAUUAAGUGUUGCGUUCAUAUUUGCUUUAAGUUUUGAGAAAGUUGCUUAGAAAAAUAGUAAUGCAGAAUCAAUAGUGUUGUAAACUUCUGGAAAAAAGUAAAAGUAACGAGAAAAAUGAUGAAAUGAUUAAUGGAAGACAAUGAAGAAUAAUGGAAAUGUUGCGUUCAUAUUUGCUUUAAGUUUUGAGAAAGUUGCUUAGAAAAAUAGAAAUGCAGAAUCGAUAUUGUUAACUUAUGGAAAAAAUAAAAGUAACGAGAAAAAUUGAUGAAAUGAUUGACAAUUAAUGGAAAACAAAGAAGAAUAAUGGAAAUGUUACGUUCAGAUUGCGUUUAGUAUUGAAAAAGUUGCGUAAAGAAUUUAGCUUCGAAAGAAACCCACCUUAAAACUGUUCAAAGCCAACAAUUAUUCUUUUCGAAAUGUGAAUCAACAACAACAAAGUGACAUUCGAUGAAACAAAAAAGAUAUAAAACAAAAAAGUAUAUAUAAAAAAGUCGAUCUUGCUACACUACAACAAUCGCAAAAAGAAGAAAAAUAAGCUGUUAAUAAUAAAAGAAAAGAAAAUUAAGUGGUUUAUAUAGAGAAAAAAAAAGUGAUCUGGGUAAACCUGAACUAAACCAUAACAUUCACAAAAGAAAGAAAAAAAAAGUAUGAAAAAAAAUAUAUAUGGUCUGCUUGUCAACGUAAAAUGACCGCUGACGUACCACAGACAUCACUAACUUCUUCCUUUAACAUUCUUUCCUAUUUUUAAGUUAAUUUUAGGAGAGACAUUUUUUUACACCGCCAGUGACGAGGCAGGACUAAUAUACCCUUAGGCUGAGUCCAAAUGGCCGCUUGUAACGACCUUCCCUAAUCAUAUAAGUAACAGCGGUAAUUUGUGCUUCCCCUGACGGUAUCAUUUGUCCCUAAGAACGGCCCACUCAGUAAUCAAUAUAUGACCAGCGAUUAUUUCACUUCAUGCCCGAAAUUAUUAGAAUUGUUAAUUUUUUUGUGGGUUUACGUGAGUUUGUUUUCAUAUUUUUUCAUUCAUGUUCGCUUCGAUAUGUUAAUUCUAAGUGCGUCGUUUUGUUUCGAUUUCUAUUUCUACUUUUGUUUAUUUUUACCUUGAGCAUUCUGGACCUGCUUGAAUAAACUUUCCCUGCUUGUA